CGGGAGCAGAGAGGGGGAGAUGGGCUCCGCGCUAGAUUCUGGGGGGUUCGGCCCAGCCUGCGCCGUGUUCUGGACACUGGGGCUGCUGGGCGGGUAUCGCAGGCCUCUGUCACCCGGGAGCCGCCGGCGGCGGUCACCCUGAAGUGCGGUUGCAGAUCGCGGGUGCUCAAGUUGAAGUGCUGCCCUGCAGUCAUUUAAGAGUUUCUGUCUUCUCUCACUAUUCCUGCUGCAUUAACUUGAGGAAGGUUCUCCUGCCUGUGUGUGCCUGUUUCACCUUAGGAGAUGUCCAAUGUUUCCAGUUACGCCCUUCGAAUGGCCCGGCUGAGUGCUCAGAUAUUUGGAGAAGUUGUCAGGCCUACUGACUCAAAAUCUAUGAAAGUAGUAAAAUUAUUCAGUGAGCAGCCUCUGGCCAAGAGGGAGGAGGUCUAUGACUGGUAUCCUCCUCAUAACACCUACUAUGCCCUGAUGAAGAAGCUGCGUUACUUCGGCCUCUACAGGGAUGAGCAUCAGGACUUUAAGGAGGAGAUGAGGCGACUGAAAAAGCUCCGUGGGAAGGAAAAACCAAAGAAGGGAGAAGGAAAAAGAGCUCUCAAGAAGAAAUAGUGACACUUGGACAAUAUAAUGAAUUACUCUGUAAAUGCUGGCGAACAAAGGGCUUGGCAUAUGAGCUCUUUGUGGGGCAUGAGAAACACACUGUGAAAUACUGGAGUCCACCUAGGAGUGCACUUGGGUCUUUGGUUUUACUGGCUUUGAAUUUCUGUAAUUUAAAUACACUGCAUAGGUAACAUAUUGAUUUGUCAGAGCCCUCAUGUACCCAAGUAUUAAAAAC
Pezoporus flaviventris is the source of this 829-nucleotide messenger RNA. It is a transcript of the gene MRPS33, whose product is annotated as mitochondrial ribosomal protein S33. The transcript is spliced from 4 exons. Bases 283 to 603 code for a protein of 106 amino acids. The record is from RefSeq and is a predicted model, not a curated record. Lineage: Eukaryota; Metazoa; Chordata; Aves; Psittaciformes; Psittacidae. Gene Ontology annotation, cellular component: mitochondrion.